UUCGGGGCGCCUGUAGGCUCUCGUACGGCUGUCGGUGGUGCUGUCAGUCGGUGCAGGUGAGGCUGGAGCAGGUGAUCAUGGCUGAGGAUGUGACUGUGUCCGAGGAGACUUUAACUAGUGCUCUGAGUCAGUUGGUGAACUUGGGGAAAAUCCUUCUGCAGAAAGCCCGACAGCAAGCUGCAGAGUCCCUGGAGACGUUUGUCCCACAUAAGAUCACCACUUUAUUCGGCCUGAUCACAGCCGGGGCACAGCUCUACAAAAGCCUUGGAGUGAAGAAGAAGAGUGAAGCAGAGGCUGUGUGGCAGAAGUAUUAUCACCAGGCAGCCGUGAGAGAGCAGGUGGAGGAACUUCUGGAGCUGGAGGGGGAGUGGGACUCCUUCCUGGAGGGUGUGGACAGAGACCUGCAGGUGACGGACAGACUGCUGUCGGGGAGUAAGAUCGUAGAGAGCGUGAGCCCGGAUGCUGCGUUCACUGACGUUCGGACUGGAAAGAGCGUGACUCUGGGUCAGUACCUGGAUCAGGGGCAGAAGCUGCUGCUGCUUCUCAUCAGACAUUUUGGAUGACAGCCGUGACGCGACCACGUGGCCGAGGUGGAGGCGAGCAAGGCUCUCCUCCAGGCUCGGUCAGCGCCGGUCGUCGUGGUUUGCUUCGGCAGCGAGGAGGGAGCCAAACUGUGGCUGAAGCAGACUGGAUGUACCUUCGACAUGGUGCUGGAUCCUCAGAGGAAGCUUUACAGGAGUUUUGGCCUCGGCUCAUCCUACGCCAAGGUGAUGAGUUUCAGCUGCCUGCUGCAGUACUCCGAGUACGAAACCAAUAACAGAGAGCUCCCCGAUGUCCCCCCUCGCCUGCUGGAAGAUAUCUACCAGCUGGGAGGAGACUUCUUGCUGGAUAAAGAAGGGAAGGUCCUUCUUUGUCACCCAUCUAAGAACCCUCUGGACAGGCCGCCCGUGAAGGACAUCCUGAAGGCAGUGGACCAGUAGAAUCCGGUCCGGGGGGUUGUCUGGGUUUUAACACAACAGCGCUGACACCACAGAGGAAGAGCGGCUCUUUGACUGCACGUUUAUGACGUCACAUCUCACCCUCAUGACUCCAUGAAGAGGCGUGACCGAUGCAGAACUGUGAAGAAAAAGACGACCGAUCUUCGUUUGUUGUGUCCGUGUUGUGAUGAGAGCAUUGUUUAUUAAAUGAGCGGUACUGCAGGAACCUAAUUAUACACAUAAAUAUGAAUCAUUGGCUUUAUCAGACAUUUCAUUUUACUUUAAAGGUGCUUUGAGAAGAUUUUGGCGGUGGUAGCGAGAGGUACUGGUUUUAAUUUUGGGUACAAAUUACUACAUUACCCAGAAAUCAUGCAAUAUGACGUUACCACUGCCUACUUCAUGAAACUUCUUCUAUUCUUCUUCUUUUAAAGGUCCAGUGUGUAACAUUUAGGUGGAUUUUUUUUUAUUUCUCUUGUGAGUUUUACAGCCACUGUAGUUUCUCCUCCACGCUGACACCAGGAGAAUGAGGCAAGUGUGUUGUAGUCUGCAAAUGCACCACCAGAUGCCACUAAAUCCUGCACACUGGUCCUUUAAUACAGAUUAAACUGCACCCUGCAGAUUUUACAGUAAAAUAAUAUGAUAGCUGCUACAGAUCCGAUCUUUUCAUAUCCAUUAAUAAAAUAAGAUCAUAAACUAUGAGACAUUAAAAUCACUCAGUAAUCAAAUCUUAAUGCCUUUCUGUUGCCAACUGACUGUUUCAAAGCUGGCAUUCACUGCCUGGUAAGAUUUGUAAUUUUGUGCUUUUAUUGUAUCAGACUGUUCGUGAUUUUAAAUAAAAAUUGUGGGUAAUUUUA
Molecule: messenger RNA, 1831 nt
Organism: Dicentrarchus labrax (European seabass)
Lineage: Eukaryota; Metazoa; Chordata; Actinopteri; Moronidae
Gene: selenol
Product: selenoprotein L
Exons: 9
Source: RefSeq, a predicted model, not a curated record